Messenger RNA from Racocetra persica, 444 nucleotides. The record is from the annotation of a GenBank genome assembly. Lineage: Eukaryota; Fungi; Glomeromycota; Glomeromycetes; Diversisporales; Gigasporaceae.
AUGAUCUCAAGUGCUAAUGAACUUGCAACAACUUCAUUGGUGUCAUUUAUUCCUAAUUCGUCAAUUAGUAAAGAAACAUCCACAACUAUCUCAAAAUCUAUAUGUGUACAUAGUGCAAAAGAGCUUUAUGCUCGAACCGGUAUCCCCCGGUCUACUAUUUACGACAAUAUAAAAAGGUUAAAAGUGCGUGGAAAUGUUGACCAUGCUAGAAGGAAUGGUCGACCUAAAAAAAUUAGUAAUGUUGCCUCCCGGGCAAUUGAGAAGCAAAUUAAAAAGGAUUCGUCUAUUUCAACAAGAACUUUAGCAGCAUACUUAUCAAGUAUAGGUAAUGAUGUUUCAUAUAGAACAAUUAGAAGACAUUUGGCUAUAAUAGGAUAUGUGAAAAAUGUUCCACAAAAGACUCCCAUGCUGAUUAAUAACCAAAAAAGAAAGAGAGUAGAAUAG